This is a messenger RNA of Eufriesea mexicana, 842 nucleotides long. It is a transcript of the gene thoc7, whose product is annotated as THO complex subunit 7. The transcript is spliced from 4 exons. Lineage: Eukaryota; Metazoa; Arthropoda; Insecta; Hymenoptera; Apidae. Bases 225 to 842 code for a protein of 205 amino acids. Gene Ontology annotation, biological process: mRNA export from nucleus; mRNA processing. The record is from RefSeq and is a predicted model, not a curated record. Gene Ontology annotation, cellular component: THO complex part of transcription export complex.
CGAAAGUCUUCGAAGAGCAUGGAAAAGAUUCUUGAACGGAGCGAACAAAGAAGACAGGUGGCACUGCAAUCCUGACAAAUUGUGACAGAGGUACACAAUGUGCAGAAUUCAAAGUAAUGUUUGGUUAAUUAAUAAUUUCUAUCACAUAUACUAGUGAAACAAAUAAAUAAAUUGUAUAAUAAAAGUCAGAAUAUUCUUUGCUGUACUCUAUUUUUAUUGAUAAAAUGGUGGACGAAGAAGUAAUACGUCGAAGAUUACUAAUAGAUGGGGAUGGAACUGGAGAUGAUCGGCGAAUAAAUAUGCUUUUAAAAUCAUUUAUAAAGUGGGCAAAUAGUCCAGAUGUAGAUAAUACUUUACAUGAAAGAAUGUUAUCCCAACUUGCUCAAUGUGAAUUUGCACAACGAAAGUCUAGACUAGUCUCAAAUAUGAGUCAAGAGGAACUAAAGAGUUAUGAACAAUUAUCGAAGGAGAUUGAAAUUGAAAUAGAGGAAGCUAAAAGAGAUAUAGAGAAAACAAAAGCAGAAUUACAAGAUGCAAAACGUGUUAGAAAGAAUAGAAUUGAAUAUGAUGUAUUAGCAAAGGUUAUAAAUGAGCAACCAGACAGAGUAGAAACCAAUUUAAAACUUGCUACACUAUGUGAAGAAUUAGGGAAAUUAAAGGAAAAAUCUGAACAAUUAGAACAUAAAUUGGAAAUGAGACGUAAACAAUUUCAUGUUUUAAUUUCUUCCAUACAUUCUUUACAAGGAAUGUUAGAUGAGUGUGAUGAAGAAAUAAUGGAUGUAAGUUUAGAAAAUUAUGAAGAUACAGAUACUUCAACACCUUCGAAGACUGAAGCAUCUUAA